AUGACUAGAAUGAUACCGGGAAACGUACACCACAAGUUAUUUUUUGAUAAUUACUAUACAUCGUUACCAGUUAUGAUAUUUCUUGAAAAAAAAGGCAUUCACACAGUUGGAACGUUUAGACGUAAUCGUUUUCCAAACGUCUGUUUGACAGAUGAUCGUAUAAUGAUGAAACGAGAUCGUGGAUAUUCAGAAGAGUGUUUCACAGUUGUAGAAGAUGUCCCUAUUUCAGCUGUUGCGUGGAAAGACAACAAGAUAGUACACGUAACCUCAACUUUCGUAGGCGAACUCGAUAAAAAUGUAGUGAGUAGAUUUGACAAAAAAAAAAAGACCACAAUUAUUAUACCUAGGCCGAAAAUCAUUGAAGUUUACAACAAACAUAUGGGUGGGGUUGACCUCAUGGAUUCUAUGAUUGGGCGCUAUAGAAUAAUAAUGAGGUCUAAAAAAUGGUAUAUGAAGAUUUUUUACCAUAUGGUUGAUAUGACGAUUGUAAAUGCGUGGUUGUUAUACAAAAAAGUUACAAAUAAACCAAUGAAACUAGCUCAAUUUCGAGAGCAGUUAGCUGUAGAACUUUGUCAGACAUCAAUGGAAAUUAAAAAAAAAGGCAGAAAAACAAAGGAAUCGAUAGAAAAACAAAUGCUAGAAGAGAGUGAAAAAAGAAAAAAAAGGACACCAACAGCAACAAUGCCAUCAACUCAAAUACGUUUGGAUGGACAUGUACACAGGAUUCAAUUUGAAAAAUUUCGACGCGUAUGUAAACUACCAAAAUGUAAAUAUCAGUCAUUUGCUAAGUGCACUAAAUGCGAUGUUUUUUUAUGUUGUAACACAGAAAGAAAUUGCUUUGAUCUAUUUCAUUAUACCUAA
Melanaphis sacchari is the source of this 861-nucleotide messenger RNA. RefSeq names its product piggyBac transposable element-derived protein 3-like. The record is from RefSeq and is a predicted model, not a curated record. The transcript has a single exon. NCBI's taxonomy places the organism in Eukaryota, Metazoa, Arthropoda, Insecta, Hemiptera, Aphididae. Bases 1 to 861 code for a protein of 286 amino acids.